Molecule: messenger RNA, 675 nt
Organism: Cadophora gregata
Lineage: Eukaryota; Fungi; Ascomycota; Leotiomycetes; Helotiales; Ploettnerulaceae
Exons: 1
Coding region: 198-527 (109 amino acids)
Source: RefSeq, a predicted model, not a curated record
CAUUUGGUUGGAGGGGUUGGCUGAGAGGAGAAGGUUUUUGACUCUGUUGUGCUCUUUCGACGUGAUGAUAUGAUUUGAUGAGUCUAUUAUUAUGGAUCAAUCAGGUAGAGACAGAUGUAGUGAUACUCUGAAUUUUCACUUUGUUGUCUAAGUAUUAGUGGAGAAGUGAAGCCCAAUUAUACCUGAACACGAGACCAAUGUCCAAGUUGAGGUUGUACAGCAAAAGGAGACAAGGGAAAGAGACACUCAAUCUGGACACAAAGGAUCGUUGUGACAAGCAUCCAGUUCUAGGCAACUUUGUCGUUUCGAAUUCUCCAUUCUUGUCAUGUGUUAUCCCAAGUAUCCAAGGAUCUUUCGAUGCCGUACAGACAGAACUCCGGCUGGCAAGUAUCCAGCGCUAUGAAUAUAUGCCUUUGAGCCCAAUAACAAAGACUUGGUAUGCUGACGUCCUUUAUGCCUCAAAAGUAGACUUUACUAGAUUACCUACCAAGGAGGAAGAACAUACACGAUUCAGCGCUAUACAUUAGUCUCGUCCACAUGUCAAAAGGUGACCUUGCCGUGGCCCGUUCCGUUCCCGUUGGAUUGAAGUCAUAGUUAUGCCUUCUCAAUCCACUCUUCGAGUUAUGCCUUCUCGAUCCACUCUUCGAGUUAUGCCUUCUCGAUCCACUCUUCGAG